Nanorana parkeri is the source of this 720-nucleotide messenger RNA. Its product is annotated as platelet glycoprotein IX-like. The annotation marks the transcript as partial. The record is from RefSeq and is a predicted model, not a curated record. Lineage: Eukaryota; Metazoa; Chordata; Amphibia; Anura; Dicroglossidae. The transcript has 3 exons.
UGAAAAUAUGAAGAAAAAUAGCCAUGGGUCUAUGUGGAUUCUUUUAAUAUCCAAAGGAUGUUGGUUUGUCCAAAAUUAAUACUGCUGGGGCUCUGGUUCCUGACAGCUACUUAUGGAGGUGACUGCCCAGUAAAAUGUAAAUGUAGCAAUCUGGACAAAGGUGCACUAAAAGUGGACUGCAGUUUUGGAAACUUGGAUAGUCUUCAAUCCUUCCCGGAGGAAACAGAAGAAUUGCUAUUGCAGGAGAACAAACUCACAACAAUCCCCGCUGGGGCCUUUGACAACUUAGUGAAUGUAAAAAAGUUCAAUUUAACCUCCAACCCACUGCAUUGUGACUGCAAUAUCUGGUAUUUAAUUAUGUGGCUUUCUGAUGGAGACAUGGAAGUAGACAGCGGAAUGAAAUGCGUCUCCCCUACAUCAAUGUACGGGAAGCCACUGAGCCAGUUAGUAGGAAACCAAAUCGCCUCUUGCUCGAGGCAUAAAAGACUAUGCUCAGACUUUCUAUUUAAUGAUGCUUUUCUUUAUAUUUUAUUAUUCCUUUUGUUGUUCCUAAUGAUCCUGUGCUUGAAAACUUUUAAAAAGAUAAAAUUCAAAAUUAAAAUAAGCGACAGUACCACUGAUUCUAGGUUGCAUCGCUAUUCAAGAGUCAAUUUCCUGAAAAGAAGAAGAUCGUAUUCCUAUUGGAAGCACCGGCUGAAAUCAGCCCUACAUCGGCUGAGA